AUGGCACACUGGGAUAACAUCAAGAACAAUACCCCAUUCACAUGGGCCGGGCAAUCGGCCGACGACCCCUUCAGCCAACAACAAUGGGCGGCAGCAGCAGCAGGUCAUGAUGGCUCUUCUGCUCAGCCCAUCGGUCCCGCCGGUCUCCUCAGCACCGACGCUCCUAGGAAUGAUGAAUCCUUGAUCAAGGACUUUUACAACGAGCUUCAAGAUGAUAUUCAUCAAGCCGGCGUCUCCGGUCUGUCGUCCACUUGGCCGCCUACCAACGCAGCUGUGGCAGACCAGAACGAUCUUCCCUUCGACCUCGCCAUUGGCAAUGGCAUAGACCUCGACGCCGCUAAACCUGCGUCGUCAGAGCUGGCCCGUACAAGCAGCCAGGCGAGCUCGUCCGGCGUCGAUGAGGAGGAAUCUGUCGUCUUCAGCCAUGCCGGCGACUUUAGUAGCGGUCUUGGGUUCGAUGAUAGCUUUGGACGCGGCUUCUUUGGCAGCAUCAACAGCCCGAGCACCACCUUCUCCGACGCGAUCCUGUCUACGAACCAUUCUCUGGAGAGCAGUCCUGUCGUGAAUACUAGAUGUCCGUAUCUCAGUAUGCAGGCAGAGAGUCCCGUUUCUGGCGCUUCAUCGGCGACGGCGGCAAACACCCCGCAAUCAUCCGUACUCAGCGUCGACGAUGCCUUCGCCGACAUUGGGUUUGCUUCUGCAGAUACGCCAAGAAGCGUCCCGGGCCCGCAUGUCAGCGCCCUGUCGACGGGCUUGGCGAACCAGACUUCCUUUUCGGCCAGCUUGAGUCUGAGUCCUACGUCGCCAUUCUAUGAUCGUUGGGAUUCUGAUGUUGGGGAGGGAAGAGUUGACGAUUUUGACCAUCUGAUGUGGGAUACUCCGUCGAUUUCCGAAGGCUUUAUUCCGUACAACGCGAACCAGUUAGGCCCGUCGUUAGUAGUCGUUCCUCCCGAUAUGCCCGACAUUCACAUGGGCGACUUUGGAGAUGGUGCGACUCCCGACGCGCCGUCGUCCUCGCAGACGCAUCCCAUUGACUACUACCUCAAUGAGAUGUACACAGCUCCUCGAUUGACUCAACCUCGGAGCGUCCCAAACACAUCGGCGGCACAGAACCCUGCCGUGACCGCGGCUAGUGGUCUUCUGGCUCCGGGUAUGAUCCCGGGUAGAAGACUCAGGAGACGAUCAGACCCGGUUCGUAUGGACGCAGUCAUCAGAGGACAGGUCACGAGACUUCAAUCAGCCAUGGGCAGCACCACUCCUGCAUCGCAACGCAGAAGCCCCGUUCAACGUACCACGGCUCAAUUCCUCUCUGUAUCUGGCGCUUCUCACUUCCAGAGAUUGCGGUCAUCCGAGCCACCGCGGAGGUCAGGCGUGACAGAGCCAAUGCCCAUCGUGGCCCGUCCAAGAAGGUUGAGCAACAGCAGCAGUAGCAGAUGCUCUGACACGCAAAGCCUCGUGGGCCGCCCUGGUCGAUCAGGUCCGGCUCGAGGGCGCCGCCACGGUCCGAUGGAUCCCGUUUCUCGUGGACAGGCCAAGGAGACGCGGAACAAGAAGAUGGUGUGCAUUCGCUGCAAGCACUCCAAGCAAAAGUGCAAUCGAAGCGAUGAUUCCUUCCAGGGCUCUUGUACCGGAUGUGACAAACACGGCGGCUCUCAAAGAUGGCCAGGGCCCUGUGUCCGAGCCCAUUUCGAGGAUCUCAUUCAAGCGGGAACGUGUAACUACAUCUCACAACACGCCAUCUAUCACCCGACCCUCGACAACAAGACUCGCAUCCGCAGAGAGCUCCCAAGACAAAUCCAAAUCGAUAACCUCAUCCACAGGGUAAACCGCGCGCGAAAUCAGUUCAACUUACGCGUCCACCAAGACGGCCGCCCCAUCUACGUCCUAGACCUUGACGCGUGCUACGAGUACCUUCACGGCCUCCGACAGCAAAUGGACAGCAGCGAGUGCAGCUUCCAGGUCUUUAUCGACCGAGAGAUCCUACGCGUCGAUCCCAAGACAGACGACUGGGAGCGCUGCAUGACCCAGUUGACGACGUCGCGAGAGGACCCGCUCGCCUUACUCUGCCUCGUCAACAACAUGCCCAGCCGCGCAGGCUUCUCGUAUGUUUUCAAGCGGCAGUACACAUCCAUGGGCACACCCAUGGAGCAGUCCCUGAAUCCCGAGAACUCGCUCGAGGCGGAGAACCUCGUCCUCGCGGCCCAGCUUUCGAAGAUCAUGUGCCGCAAGCUCGAGGUCAAGGCCUACGGGAACCUGCAGCGCCUCCUGCACGAGUCGGGAAACAUGGACGACGACAAGGUUCUACCGUUUCUGCAGAGGCUCGGUCGGAUACUCCUGACGCUGCGCUGGCGACUAUCGUGGUGGGCCGUGGUGCCCGGGGACGCUGCCGCGUACGACAAGGUGAACGAUGACGUGAGAAAACAGGCUGUCCACGCGCGAGUACAGUCUCUGUGCCGAAUCCUCUACUUUUACUACUGCUGCGUGCGGAGGAGGUUGCCGGUGUGGACGAAUGUUGAUGCGCUGAGGGGCAUCCACUCGCGGUACCCGGACACCGAGGCUGAGAUUUGGGAUGACUUUCCUGGCAAUGAGAGCCUCGAAGGGUUCGAUGUGUGGAUGGAGCGAGGUACGGGGCUGAUUCGCGAAGCUGGGGUGUUGAGUCGAUUGCGCGCGAUGGGGUUGACUGCGUGA
Molecule: messenger RNA, 2688 nt
Organism: Colletotrichum fioriniae
Lineage: Eukaryota; Fungi; Ascomycota; Sordariomycetes; Glomerellales; Glomerellaceae
Source: RefSeq, a predicted model, not a curated record